Plasmopara halstedii is the source of this 3237-nucleotide messenger RNA. RefSeq names its product agc grk bark protein kinase. Gene Ontology annotation, molecular function: protein serine/threonine kinase activity; flavin adenine dinucleotide binding; ATP binding. Gene Ontology annotation, biological process: butyrate catabolic process; protein phosphorylation; fatty acid beta-oxidation using acyl-CoA dehydrogenase. Lineage: Eukaryota; Oomycota; Peronosporomycetes; Peronosporales; Peronosporaceae. The coding region runs from base 1 to 3237 and encodes 1078 amino acids. The transcript is spliced from 6 exons. The record is from RefSeq and is a predicted model, not a curated record.
AUGGACGAGCUCCACGAUGCCAUUCAAGAUGCGCAGUACAUUGGCGCAGUGACCAACUCACAGCGCGGACCAAGUGCAGCAUUUUACAAUCCGACAUCUCAUGAAUUGAGUCAGUUUGUAGAACGACAAGAACGUGCGCUUGGCAGCAACUGGCUCGAUCUCGAAAAUUUGCUGGAUAUGCCACUGGGUUUUUACUUUUUUCGGCGAUUCUGUGAGGCAGAGCAGCUUGGAAGUCGAAAACUGGAUUUCCUUGUUGAGGUCACGAAGUUUCGCUUAUUGCAAACUUCAGAACAACGCUUUGGAAAAGCGAGAGAGAUAUGGGAUAUUUUCUUUGAAAACUCAACUUCAGGGGCUUUACGUUCCACAUCAAGACAGAGACGAAGUACUGUUACGAUAUGGUCGCCAGCCUCAAGAGCAGAACGUCGACGGCACCCACCCUCAUCGUCACCCGUUUCGGCCACAACUUCGACGUCAGCAGUAACUGAAAUAUCCCCGUCGGCAGCGGAGAAAAUGGCAGCCAUUAAUUUGCACAGUUCUCCUGAUGUUCGCCGUAGUCCAACUCGAAUGUCUCUUGGCUGUCUAGAGGAAUUGAAUGUUGCUUCCAGAACGACAAAUGGAAUUGUGUUCUGGCGCAAGAGUGAAUCCAAGGUCAUGCAAUCAGAUGUACGCAGCAUGUUUUAUACCGUGUCGACUGACGUUCAACCUCUAGGUAUUGGCGGUGAUGUGGUGCAGCGAUUAUGUACUAUUUUAAAGCGCAAGCAUUUGGAUUCCAACCGUCGAGAUUCAUUUAAUUGUGUGCGGGAUGGCAGUCUGACAAGAGCUACAAGCCCUACAGCUAGUACUGCAUCCACAAUUGAGCUCCAUGAUCUUGGAAUCGACUCGCGCUCAGAAAGCUCAAUUUCGAAGAAUUUAAGCGAGAAACGAUUGAUCGCGGAUUCAAGAAAUUGUGCGCUCACUUUAUUCGAUGAGUUGGAAGGUUGCGUGCUCUGUAGCUUAGAGCACGACCAUUUGAAAACUUUCAAAGCGUCUCCAUAUUACAAGCGAUUGAUUGUGUUUUUAUUUUUACAAAAGCGACGAGUAAGUGAGGAAGACUUUACAGCGCUUCGUGUAUUAGGCCGUGGUGGCUUUGGAAUGGUGCAUGGGUGCAUUAAGCGAACGUCUGCAUCUUUGUACGCAAUGAAAGUGAUGAACAAGAAAAUGAUUAAGAAAAAGCGUGCAGAGAAGUUGUGUCUUGCUGAGCGAAAGAUCCUCGCAAUGCUCUCCUCUCCGUUUGUUGUAUGUCUAAAGUACUCCUUUCAAACACCCGAGGAGCUUUUUUUGGUGCUUGAUUUAAAGACUGGUGGAGAUUUGUCCUUUCAUCUUAAUCGUGCUAGAUUUUCCGAGACACAAGUGCGUUUUUGGGCGGCACAAAUAUUGCUAGGUAUUCAACAUUUGCAUGAGAAGAACAUUGUAUACCGCGACCUCAAACCAGAAAAUAUUUUACUGGACGAGAAAGGUAAUUGUAGCAUUUCUGACCUUGGUCUAGCUGUCGAGGUGACGCCAACAUUGACCGGCAGGUGUGGAACUCGAGGGUACUGGGCACCGGAAAUGCUGCUACGUGAUGAAAAUGGCAAUCGAAUAGUGUACAAUCAAACAGUAGAUUGGUGGAGCUAUGGGUGUUUAAUCUAUGAACUUUUGUACGGUAAAUGCCCUUUUCGGACAUCAAGAGCUAAGGCUCUUCAUGAAGAUAAACAACAGGCAUAUGAUAAGGCUACACUGGAGUUAACUCCUGUUUACGAUUCCAAGUACUUCUCACCAGAUGCAGCAGAGCUUAUCCAGAACUUGCUGAUUCGUGACGCGUCAAAACGACUAGGGGCAAAAGGAGCAGAGGAGAUCAAGCACAAUGAGAUCAAUGCGGCGUCUCAAGCAGACAUUGGUUUAUUUGACAUAGCGAAUGUAAAGGGCAUCAAGUUAUCUGAGCAGGAACAGGCUGCAUAUAGCGGCGUUGUCGUCUAUCUUACCAUGUUCUCUAAGCCUUUGCAACGCUUCUCUUCAAUAGUCACCAAGCAUGCCAGCAAUCCGCAGACUCGUUCUAUCGGUUUCUUGUCGACGUUACCAGAGGAGCACAUUAUGCUGCGCGACAUGUGUCGACAAUACGCCGCCAAGACACUGAAGCCUAUCGCAGGAGAGCUGGAUCAAAAUCAUAAAUACCCAGCUCAACAGGUCAAGGAACUUGGUGAAAUGGGGUUAAUGGGCGUCGCUAUUGGCGAUAAAUAUGGAGGUGCAGGCCUCGAUUACUUGGCUUAUUCGAUCGCUAUGGAGGAGAUAAGUCGAGGGUGUGCAUCAACAGGCGUCAUUAUGUCGGUGAAUAACUCGCUAUACUGUGCCCCAUUAGAAAAGUUUGGAACGCCUGAGCAAAAGGAACAACAUCUAACACCUUAUGCCAGCGGUGAGAAGUUGGGCUGCUUUGGACUCAGUGAACCAGGAAAUGGCAGCGAUGCAGGAGCGGCUUCGACGACCGCACGUGUCACUGACAAAGGAUAUGUCCUAAAUGGCACCAAGGCAUGGAUCACGAACGCCCACGACGCUGACCAAGCCAUUGUGUUUGCUACAACGAACAAGUCGCUUAAGCACAAAGGUAUUAGCGCAUUUCUUGUUCCGACUAAUAUACCUGGCUUCUCACUGGGAAAAAAGGAGGAUAAACUUGGCAUUCGCGCGUCUAGCACGGGAAAUCUCAUUUUUGAAGACGUUGAAAUCCCAAAAGAAAACAUAAUUGGUAAGGAAGGAGAUGGUUUUAAGAUUGCUAUGGUUACGCUGGACUCUGGCCGUAUUGGCAUCGCCUCUCAGGCCCUGGGAAUUGCCCAAGCGUCGUAUGAUUGCGCUAUCGCAUACGCACAGACCCGCAAGGCAUUCGGCAUACCUCUAGCCAAGAACCCAGUAAUACAAACUAAAUUAUCGACGAUGGCGACAGAAAUUGAAGCUGCGCGGUUGUUGACGUGGAAAGCGGCAGCGGAGAAGGACGCGGGCAGACCGUUUACGAAGCUCGCAGCCAUGGCAAAGCUCAAGGCGUCAGAGGCUGCUACAUUCUGCUCUCAUCAAGCCAUCCAAGUACUCGGUGGUAUGGGCUACGUAUCGGAGAUGCCUGCUGAGCGCCACUACCGCGAUGCUCGCAUCACAGAGAUUUAUGAGGGCACAUCCGAGAUCAUGCACCUUGUCAUUGCCGGUGCUCUUAAUAAGGAAUUCAACGAGAUUAAUUAG